Aspergillus ochraceoroseus IBT 24754 is the source of this 1020-nucleotide messenger RNA. Its product is annotated as ArsA family ATPase. Gene Ontology annotation, cellular component: GET complex. The record is from RefSeq and is a predicted model, not a curated record. The transcript has 3 exons. NCBI's taxonomy places the organism in Eukaryota, Fungi, Ascomycota, Eurotiomycetes, Eurotiales, Aspergillaceae. Bases 1 to 1020 code for a protein of 339 amino acids. Gene Ontology annotation, biological process: post-translational protein targeting to endoplasmic reticulum membrane. Gene Ontology annotation, molecular function: ATP hydrolysis activity; ATP binding.
AUGUCUUCAACCGCUGUUGUGCAGGCCGAUGAUCUGAUGGAGCCUACGCUCCAGUCGAUUGUUAGCCAGGAUACCCUCCGCUGGAUCUUUGUCGGAGGUAAAGGAGGUGUUGGAAAGACUACUACUUCGUGCUCCCUCGCAAUUCAGCUUGCAAAAGUCCGCAGAUCCGUUCUACUCAUUUCCACCGACCCCGCACACAACCUGAGCGAUGCCUUUGGUCAGAAGUUCGGAAAGGAAGCCCGCCUGAUUGAUGGAUAUUCCAACCUCAGCGCAAUGGAGAUCGAUCCCAACGGCAGUAUUCAGGAUCUCCUGGCCAGUGGUGAGGGACAGGGUGAUGAUAUGUCUGGGCUUGGUGUUGGAGGCAUGAUGCAGGAUCUUGCCUUUAGUAUCCCCGGUGUCGACGAGGCCAUGUCAUUUGCCGAAGUCUUGAAGCAGGUCAAGUCCCUGUCCUACGAGGUUAUUGUCUUCGACACUGCUCCCACUGGUCAUACCCUUCGCUUUCUUCAGUUCCCCACGGUGCUCGAGAAAGCGCUUGCGAAGCUUUCACAGCUAUCAUCUCAAUUUGGGCCAAUGUUGAACUCGAUUCUUGGAGCUCGCGGUGGGCUGCCUGGUGGCCAGAAUAUUGACGAGCUUCUGCAGAAGAUGGAAUCCCUGAGAGAGACAAUCAGUGAAGUCAAUACUCAGUUCAAGAACCCCGACAUGACAACAUUCGUCUGCGUCUGUAUCGCCGAGUUCUUAUCCCUGUAUGAGACGGAGCGUAUGAUCCAGGAGUUGACCAGCUACCAGAUUGACACACACGCCAUUGUGGUCAAUCAACUCCUAUUCCCCAAGGAAGGCAGUAACUGUGAACAGUGUAACGCGCGGAGGAAAAUGCAGAAGAAGUACCUGGAGCAAAUCGAAGAACUAUAUGAAGACUUCAAUGUUGUCAGAAUGCCGCUACUGGUUGAAGAAGUCCGAGGAAAAGAGAAACUUGAAAAAUUCAGCGAUAUGCUUGUACAUCCUUAUGUCCCUCCUCAGUGA